Fusarium sp. VM40 is the source of this 1584-nucleotide messenger RNA. Lineage: Eukaryota; Fungi; Ascomycota; Sordariomycetes; Hypocreales; Nectriaceae. The record is from the annotation of a GenBank genome assembly.
AUGAAGACCUCCAUUGCUAUCCUUUCUGCUUCCGUGGCUUCUGCCAUGGCCAGCCCCUUUUCCACCGGUGCUCAUCAAUGCAACGUCGCCCCCAGCGCUGCUGCCAACGGCAACGUUCAUCCUUACCACAACGGCAAGGUUGAUACUGCAGUCGAUUGCCAGACCUUCUGCGCUUCUGACGACUCCUGCAAGAGCUUUGCUUUUGGCCUCGUCAAGGGUGCCCAUCACCCCAGCUGCCUUCUUUUCGAGGUACCUGCUGCCAAGGUCCCUGCCCGCAAGGACGGUCUGCACGUCUUCGACAAGGAGUGCAGUGCUGAUCGCGUGCCCACUUCGGCUCCUACUACUGGUCAGCCUUGGGGAACUGUUCCCAAGAAAGUGCUUGUCCGCCGAGCUACGAAGUGCAACUGUGCCGCUUCUGGCUCUGUGAAUAACGAUAUUCAGCCUUUCAAGACUUCUACUGCGGCUACUGCUAAAGACUGUCAAGCUCUUGCAGAGGCUGACACUUCAUGCUUGAGCUUCCUCUUUGGUCUCUCAGAUGACUCUAAGUCUCCUGUCUGCAAGCUCUACAAGGUUGCGGCCUCCAGGAUUCCUGCUCGCAGCGACAGCCUCUUCGUUUUCGACAAGGGCUGCUCCUCGAAGCAGGUUCCCACUACCGCUCCUACUGAGGAUGCUCCUCGCGGUCUUGUCUCUGAGGCCUCUAAGGUCACCAAGGCUACCAAGGUAGACGGAAAGAAGACCGAGCACGAGGAAGAUUAUGAGGUCUCUGACGCGAAGCCCAAGACCACCAAGAUCCAGAGCCCCAAGCCUAAGGUCACCAAGAUCACAAAGGCUGAUAGCAACAACGAGUAUCAGGACACCAAGGCCAAGGCUGAGCAGAAGGUCGGGCACAAAGACACUGGAAAGCCCAAGAGCACCAAGGUCCAGAAGUCUCAGCCAAAGGUUACUAAGGUCGCUAAGGGUGAGGGAAACAAGGUCCAGUAUGCUGAGCCCGAGGCCACUGAACAUGCCGAGAACCCCAAGCCCAAGUCCACCAAGAACGUGAACCCCAAGCCUAAGGCUACCAAGGCUGCCAAGGUUGAUAACGAGAAGGUUCAGUACGCUCAGCCCUCCAAGGUUUCCAACCCCAAGACCAAGGUCACCAAGGUUGCUGAGGUUGACUACAACACCGAGUCCAAGGAUACCAAGGCUAAGGACACCGAGUCUAAGGAUACUAAGGCCAAGGUUGAGAACAACAAGCAGGCCAAGGCUACCAAGGUUCAGAACCAGGAGCACCAGGUUACCAAGGUCGCCGAGGUUGACUACAACAACGAGACCAAGGAUACUGAGUCCAAGAGCACUGAGUCUAAGGAUAAUAAGGCUAAGGAUACCAAGGCCGCCGAGGGUAACAGCAACAAGGACACCAAGGACAAGGCCGAAGGUACCAACAACAAGAAUGCCAAGGUCGAGAGCCCCAAGACUCUGGUUACCAAGGUUCGAGUCAACGAGCAGCAGGCUACCCAGGCUGCCAAGGCUGGCGGCAACAAGUCCGACUGCAAGACUACCAAGGUUUCCAACGCCCAGCCCAAGGCUACCCAGGCUUACUAG